Diutina rugosa is the source of this 1005-nucleotide messenger RNA. It is a transcript of the gene MDH1, whose product is annotated as malate dehydrogenase. Gene Ontology annotation, molecular function: L-malate dehydrogenase (NAD+) activity. Gene Ontology annotation, biological process: tricarboxylic acid cycle; malate metabolic process. The record is from RefSeq and is a predicted model, not a curated record. NCBI's taxonomy places the organism in Eukaryota, Fungi, Ascomycota, Pichiomycetes, Serinales, Debaryomycetaceae. The transcript has a single exon. The coding region runs from base 1 to 1005 and encodes 334 amino acids. Gene Ontology annotation, cellular component: cytoplasm.
AUGGUUAAGGUUGCUGUCUGCGGUGCUGCUGGUGGGAUUGGCCAGCCCCUCUCCCUCUUGUUGAAGAUCAACAAGAACGUGUCGGAAUUGUCGUUGUUCGACGUCGUCAACGCCCCCGGGGUCGGCGCCGACUUGUCCCACAUCAACACCAACUCCAAGACCGCCGCUUUCGUCCCCUCGUCUAAGGAAGACAAGGAAGCCGUCGGCAAGGCCUUGCAAGGCGCCGACUUGGUCAUCAUCCCCGCCGGUGUCCCCAGAAAGCCCGGUAUGACCAGAGACGACUUGUUUAACAUCAACGCCGGUAUCGUCAAGUCGUUGGCGGAAGCGAUCGCCGACCACGCCCCCAAGGCGUUCGUCCUCAUCAUCUCCAACCCCGUCAACUCCACCGUGCCCAUUGUUGCCGAGACUUUGAAGGCUAAGGGUGUCUACGAACCCAAGAGAUUGUUCGGUGUCACCACCUUGGACAUUGUCCGUGCCAACACCUUCAUCGCCCAAGCCGCCGGCACCUCGCCCUCCGACUACAACGUCAACGUCAUUGGUGGCCACUCCGGUGAAACCAUUGUCCCCUUGUACUCGCUCGGCUCGUCGAAGAAGGACUUUGACGCUCUUUCCGCCGAACAACAAAAGGAACUCAUCCACCGUGUCCAAUUCGGUGGUGACGAAGUGGUGCAAGCCAAGGCCGGUACUGGUUCCGCCACUUUGUCGAUGGCUUACGCCGGUUACAGAUUGGCCGAAUCGAUCCUUGAAGCCGUUUCGGGUAAGGACGUCACCGAGUGCACUUACUUGAACUUGGACUCGUCGAUCAAGGGUGCCGCCGAAGCCAAGAAGUUGGUCAAGGACUUGGACUUCUUCUCGUUGCCCGUCAAGUUGGGCAAGAACGGUAUCGAAGAAGUCAAGUACGACAUCUUGAACCAAGUCUCCGACAACGAAAAGAAGUUGAUCGACGUCGCCAUCGGCCAAUUGCAAGGCAACAUCGAAAAGGGGAUCCAAUUCGCCACCAAGUAA